CCAGUGGGACCUGCAUAUGUAAAGCUCUACUUCAUAUUUAUAAGCUCCAACCGGGGGCUUUAAGUCCUUGAUUAGGAGCGUGCGAGAGAGCGUUUGGUCCCAACUGGCUGCGCCUAUAGGCUUGUCACCGGGAGAACAUUUUGUGUUAAUUGCGCCGCGCGCCGUGUCAAGGAAAACUUUGAUUUAUAGCUGGGGACGCGCAAAUAAUGGUGGCCGAGCGCACAUGGAUCCGGUAGAACUUUGCCUUCCUGAAUCUUUUUCCUUGCACUACGAAGAAGAGUGAUGUCAGAUGAAAAGGGUAUUAUGGCUGAAAUAUACACCAGAGGAAUUCAUUUUGGCAAGCCUGGUCCAUGUAGGCUUCUCUGCAGAAUGUCAAGCAAGGAUCGACACAUUGAUUCUAGCUGUUCGUCAUAUAUCAAGACGGAACCAUCCAGCCCCGCCUCCUUGACGGACAGCAUCAAUCACCACAGCCCUGGUGGCUCCUCGGACGCCAGUGGGAGCUACAGUUCAACCAUGAAUGGACAUCAGAAUGGGCUAGACUCACCACCACUCUACCCUUCUGCCCCAGGCCUUGGGGGUAAUGGUCCUGUCAGGAAACGAUACGAUGACUGCUCCAGUACCAUUGCUGAAGAUUCACAAACCAAGUGUGAAUACAUGCUGAACUCAAUGCCCAAAAGACUCUGUUUGGUGUGUGGUGAUAUUGCAUCAGGGUACCACUAUGGCGUGGCCUCAUGUGAGGCCUGCAAGGCUUUCUUCAAGAGGACAAUUCAAGGCAAUAUAGAAUACAGCUGUCCAGCAACAAACGAAUGUGAAAUCACAAAGCGCAGACGCAAAUCCUGCCAAGCUUGUCGUUUUAUGAAGUGUCUAAAAGUUGGCAUGCUGAAAGAAGGAGUCCGCCUAGACAGAGUACGUGGAGGUCGCCAGAAGUACAAGCGCAGAAUAGAUGCAGAGAAUAGUCCAUAUCUGAAUCCUCAACUAGUUCAGCCAGCCAAAAAGCCAUAUAACAAAAUUGUCUCCCAUUUGCUGGUGGCUGAACCAGAGAAGAUCUAUGCCAUGCCUGAUCCCACUGUACCAGACAGUGACAUCAAGGCUCUCACCACUCUUUGUGACCUGGCAGACAGGGAGCUGGUAGUCAUCAUUGGAUGGGCUAAACAUAUUCCAGGAUUUUCCACUUUAUCGCUUGCUGACCAGAUGAGCCUUCUGCAGAGCGCUUGGAUGGAGAUUUUGAUUCUGGGUGUUGUAUACCGAUCACUUUCCUUUGAGGAUGAGCUUGUCUAUGCUGAAGACUAUAUCAUGGAUGAAGAUCAGUCUAAAUUAGCAGGCCUUCUUGACCUCAACAAUGCCAUCCUACAACUGGUAAAAAAAUACAAGAGCAUGAAGCUGGAGAAAGAAGAAUUUGUCACCCUCAAAGCUAUCGCGCUUGCUAAUUCAGACUCAAUGCACAUAGAAGAUGUUGAAGCAGUUCAGAAACUUCAAGAUGUCUUACACGAAGCCCUUCAGGAUUAUGAGGCUGGACAGCAUAUGGAAGAUCCACGCAGAGCCGGCAAGAUGUUGAUGACGCUGCCCCUUCUGAGGCAAACCUCCACUAAGGCUGUGCAACAUUUCUACAACAUCAAACUGGAAGGCAAAGUCCCUAUGCACAAACUUUUUUUGGAAAUGCUGGAGGCCAAGGUGUGACCAAAGUAUCCCCAUGCCUUCCAGUUGAGUGCACUGAAAUUUUAACGAAAGGGAAACUAAAACAGGAAAACCAUGACAAAGAAACUUUAGCGUUGAAAUUAAGGAAAAUAACAUGACUGCACUGAUACUGAGCAGCAAGACCGAGAAGCAGCACCUCUUUAUAUUCUGUGUCUUUCCCGAUGCAGUUUUCCUUCUUCAUUUCUCUCUUCUUUUACUGUUUUUAUUUCUCUUGUCUUUGUAAUUUUUCCCCCUUUGCUGCUGAAUAUUUUAAGAAGAGGUCUCUAAUAGAACAGAGAUGGAAGCCAGGCCUGCCAAAGGAUGAAAAUCCAUAAUAUGGAUGCCAGUGAACUUAUUACGAACCACAAUACCCCAAUGACAAAGGAAUCGAAAGAGAACCAUCGUAACUAGCAGUACAGUACAACACGAUGAACUGAUUGAAUGCAGUAUUAGGUUUCACAAGAGCAGCCUCUAAUUAGAUGACUUCGAUGACGAUGCAUUGGCUGCUUCUUAUCAUUGCAUUUCCAUCUAGAUCAGUUACAGCCAUCUGAUUCCUUAAUUGUUUUUUCAAGUCUUCCAGAUAUUUCUUAGGUUAGCUACAAUGUAACUUUUUCAGGGAAUAGUUUAAGCUUUAUUCAUUCAUGCAAUACUAAAGAGGAAAGAUAAAUAAAUAAAUAAAUACUGCAUUUUUGUUCUGUCUUGAACAAUGAUGAACAAUUAAAUGAAGGACAAAUGAAUCCUGAAGGAAGAUUUUUUAAAAAAAACAAAUAUUUCAGUUCUUCUUACUAACAGAAGAUUUUUUUCUACCAGCUUUACCACUUUUCAGCCAUUUGUUAACAUGGGAAUUUAUCUUACUCAAGCAAUAGUUGAAGGGAAGGUGCAUAUUAUCACGGAUGCAAUUUAUGUUGUUGUGCCAGUCUGGUCCAAGACAUCCCAUUUCUUUGCAUGAGCUCCAGUUUAUACUGAAGUGUUCACUGAAACCAAGGAUUAGAUUACACCUGCAAUAUAUCUGAGUAGUCUAAUAUAUUCAGAUACCACGUCAAAUAGGAGUUGGAAAAGGAGUUAACAAGUAUUUCUGUUUGGCCAAGGUAUGAUUGCUACAUGAUAUUAAUUAAAGCUACAGUUUUCCUAUACAAAACCAUAGACUUUGAAAUACUUUCACCACACCCCAGCUAGCAAUAAAGUAAGAUCAGAUAUCAAAAUAGUCAGCUUCCAACCAAAUCAGGAAUUUAACACUUGUUAUACAUUAUUUAUUAAUUUAUUAAACAUUUAUUGGGGUAGAUUGCCACUUUCAAGCAAACAGCCUAACCAGUAUAUUGCUUUUUCAACCAGUGUUGUCAGGGUGUGAAAGUUGGUCAGUUCGAAGACUGUUACGAGGUGUAAUCUAAUGUAUAAACCAAUUAGAUGUCCCCAGAAAACUACAGUCGCUAAAUAACCAGUAAACAAUAACCGCCAUCAAAUGCUAUACCAAUGUACCAGUGUUAGUAGCUGCUCCCUGUACUAUGUGAACAACCUUAUUCUAUGUACACAAAUGUAAUUAAAAUUGUAAUCCUAACAAACAAAAGAAAUGUAGUUCAGCUUUUCAAUGUUUCAUGUUUGCUGUGCUUUUUGGAAUUCUUUAUGUUGCAUUCAAAGACUGUUGUCUUGUUCUUGUGGUGUUUGGAUUCUUGUGGUGUGUGCUUAUAGACACAGGGUAGAAUUAGAGACAAUAUUGGAUGUAAAAUUCCUCAGGAGACUUACAGUAGUAUAUUCUAAUCCUUCUGGUAAUAAGGUUCUUCCUAGUAAUAAUUAAGAAAUUGAAAAGUAAAAUCCAACCAAGUACUCAUUAUGAACAGAUACACACUGAAAUCAUAAUAUUUUCAAAACAAGGAAUAAUUUCUGUAACAGUUUAUUAUAGAAUACCUAUGUAUAGCUUAGAAAUAAAACUUUGACUAUUUCAAGAUUAUAGAUAAGUCUAAUUUUUAAAUGCUGUAAAUACGGCUUUCAUCCAGUCAUCUCUCAGAUGUUAACUUGCUCUGUGUUGUUGCAAAAACUUUUUUUAAAUGCAAACACGUUUUGAAAAUUAUCGCUACUUGUGUGCUUUAAACAAAAUACAGUAGGUUGAUGUUAACAUCAGCCUUGUGCUAGAAAUACUGUGUAUCUCUCAUUAGCUAUAUGGGAUUCUCUUGUAGAUUGUGUUUUUUCUCAGUAGAGAAGUGACUGUCAUGUGAUCCUAGAUAAAUCAUCAUUAGCAAUUCAUUCAGUUGGCCAAGAACUUGAAAUUAACAGUGUGGUAGGAGUUUGGAAAUUGGCACAUCCCUUUUGAAAAAUGACAAAACUUUUACAACUCCUGGGGGUGGGGUGGGGAAAUGGUGCUGAUUCUGUAAAAUUAUUUAUAUAUGUAAGAGUGCAGAAUAAUUAUUUUCCAGAAUAUUUGUGCAGGGUUUAAGUUCCUAGUGUUAACAACACUAUAUAUGUAUAUAUAAAUAUCUAAUAUAAAUAUUGUUUUUGCUGUAUCACAUUGAACUUGGGUUUUCAGGGUCAAUAACCAAUCAACACACUCAGAAAGGGAAAAAACAUACAAAGAUCUAAGGAAGGUGGAAUAUGUGAAAGGAACAUAGUGCAAUUUCUACUUGAGUUUUCAGUAAUUUUUUUAGAGCUGCAAUGAACAAAUAUCUCGUGGCUGUACAAAUAUAAACUGAAACAUAGAUACAUUGCACAAGCAUUAGAAUAGCAUUCAUCUUGAACCUUGCUGAGAGAAAUUUUCACAACCACUUACUUAAUGUGAAGUAUUGGGGAAGAUUUCAAGUAUGUUUUAGUGUAACUAAUUUCAUUUGGAGGUAUAAAAUCCACAUGGAAUUUCUCCUGUGCAAGGAAUUGAAAUGAAAGGGUAUGGCAUGAGACAUUCUCCGGUCUUUUUAGCUCUCCCAUUCAGUUCAAUGUGUAGAAGACAUUUCAAGUGGAUUGUACCCUGACCUCUUUUUUUCCCUUGUUUUCUUUCAUUUUGUUUCUUAUUUAAAGCAAUAUGAUUGUGUGACUCCUGGAAGUUACACAUUUGCUUCAAUCAAACCAGAUUGUUGUAUUUAUUCCACUAUUUUGCAUUUAAAUGCUAACAUAAAAAGAUAUAAAAAAUUAAAACUGCUAUUUUUCUUAUGGAAGAGAAAAUGGGUGUUGGUAAUUGUAUUUUAAUUAUUUAAGCGUCUCUGUUUACCUGCCUAGGAAAACACUUUAUGGCAGUCUUAUUGUGCAAAGAUCACAAAAGAAGGGGGAAACUGAAUUAAGCUGCUUGUUAUAAUCCAGGAGUUGCAUAAUAACCAGUAGUAAAAAUACAAAUUAAAAAAAAAUCAUGUCUAUAGCUGUAGAUGGGCUUCUCAUCUGUAAAGCAAUCAACUGUAUAUUUUUGUGAUGUGUAUCAUACUGUGUGCUCCAACCAAUGUCCAUUUGUGUAAAUGUAUUUAUUUUAUAUUGUAUAUAUUGUUAAAUGCAAAAAGGAGAUAUGGUUCUGUAACUCCAAUCAGUUCAGAUGUGUAACUCAAAUUAUGCCUUUCAGGAUGAUGGUAGAGCAAUAUUAAACAAGCUUCCACUUUUAA
Molecule: messenger RNA, 5243 nt
Organism: Pogona vitticeps (central bearded dragon)
Lineage: Eukaryota; Metazoa; Chordata; Lepidosauria; Squamata; Agamidae
Gene: ESRRG
Product: estrogen related receptor gamma
Biological process (GO): regulation of DNA-templated transcription
Cellular component (GO): nucleus
Molecular function (GO): nuclear steroid receptor activity; steroid binding; sequence-specific DNA binding
Source: RefSeq, a predicted model, not a curated record